Molecule: messenger RNA, 2014 nt
Organism: Drosophila navojoa
Lineage: Eukaryota; Metazoa; Arthropoda; Insecta; Diptera; Drosophilidae
Gene: Pdp
Product: pyruvate dehydrogenase [acetyl-transferring]-phosphatase 1-like protein, mitochondrial
Biological process (GO): protein dephosphorylation
Cellular component (GO): mitochondrion
Molecular function (GO): [pyruvate dehydrogenase (acetyl-transferring)]-phosphatase activity
Source: RefSeq, a predicted model, not a curated record
AUUUGACAAAAGUCCGUUUUAUUUCGGCUUUAUUUUUAUAUUGUUUUUACUUUGGCAUUACACAAAUGUACAGUAACAGACGGGUACCAAUUCCAAGCAAUAUUUGCGCCACCACACUUUACACAGAACACGCAACGGCGCACGAAAACUAGGAGCAGCUGUUAACUGUUAACUGCUCCAUACUCCCGAUCAACGUGUGCGCCUAAGGUUAUCGAACAAAUUAGAUUAUAUAUAUAUAUAAACAUAUAUAUAUAUAUACACAUAGAUGUUAAAAUUUGUGCUGCACGACGCCGUUGGCUAUGUGCGCAGUAAUGUGCGUGAAUUCAGUCUCAACGCGCUGCGGCUGCUUCCCCAAUUGCCACAGUUAAGCCCCUACGAUGUAAACAUUACCCUGAAAGAGAACGAGUUUGUGUACAACUUCCCGGUGGAGGGCAUCAUACGCAGCUAUGAAACAAAUCAGCUCGGCUCCAAUUCCCCCUGCGAGGAUUCGCGCACCGAGGCCAGUCUCUUGCAUCGGAACGGCUUCAUCUGUGGCAUUUUCGAUGGGCAUGCGGGCGCCGCCUGCGGCCAGGUUGUGUCGAAGCGGCUGUUGCGCUACAUUUCGGCUGCGACGCUGCCGCGCCAAGUGCUGCGCGAGCAGAUGAAGCAGGACUGCACAAGUCAAUCCUUUCUCAAGUGUCACAACGACAAAGUGGACUUUGUGAGUGAGAUUCGGCCCUUGUAUGAGCAGAGCUUUCAGCGCUAUAUUAAGCGGCUAAGUGGCGAGCCGUCACGGGAUGUGACCAGCGAGCUGGAGCAGGCAUUUCUCCAGCUGGACAACGAUUUGUCAGAGGAGGCGCUAGGCAGCAACGAUGCGCGCACAAUGGGCGUGGCACUGUCGGGUGCCGUCGCCUGCUUGGUGCACCUGGAAGGGUUGCAGCUGCACGUGGCCAGCACUGGAGACUGCGGCGCUGUGCUGGGCGUGCUCGACCCAGAGACAAAUCAGUGGCACCCUAAGAAGUUGAACAUCGAGCACAACGUGGAGAACAUGACGGAGGUGAGCCGCAUUCUCGGCGAGCAUCCGCACGAGGAGCGCGAGACGGUGAUACGCAAUGGACGGCUGCUCAGCCAACUGGCGCCGUUGCGCGCCUUUGGCGACUUCCGCUACAAAUGGCCAUUAAAGACGCUACACCAGAAGGUGGUGCCCAUGUUCGGCGAACAGGUGCUGCCGCCCAACUACUAUACGCCACCGUACCUGACCGCCCGGCCCGAUGUGCAACAGCACGAGCUGUGCUCGAACGACAAGUUUCUAGUCAUUGCCAGCGAUGGCCUCUGGGACUUCCUGACGCCCAGCGAAGUAGUCAGCCUUGUGGGCGAGCACAUCAACUCGAAGAAGAUACUGGAGCCGAUGCGACUGCCGCCGGGCGAUGUCAAGCUGCAGCAGAUCUCCGAGCAAUUGGCGGAGCGCAAAGCGGGUCUAACUCGCAAACCCAUUGAUCAGAAUGCUGCAACGCAUUUGAUACGCCAUGCGCUGGGCGCCACAGACUAUGGUAUUGAGCACUCGAAGAUCUCGUAUUAUCUGUCGUUGCCACAGGAUGUGGUGCGUCUGUAUCGGGACGACAUAACCAUCACCGUCAUCUUCUUCAACUCGGAGCACAUUGCCAGGCUGAAGGGCGAAUCGCUACCAACGCCAUCUCCACCGGCCACCACCACGCAGGCGCCUGCGGCGUGAGCUAAUUAGCCAAUUGAGAAAGCUAAGGAACUCCAUCUUCAUCUACUACUAGUUGCAAUCCCAUCCUAAUUGAGUCUAUGGCCCCUGCGAAUAUUGUUCUCGUCUAUAUCUCGAUGGCCAGCAGUCAUUGUAGUCCUUGUAGUCCCUUAAGUUUGUUUCUCGUUUAAGUUUCGAUUAUUUCGCCAGCAUAUAUAUUUCGAUUCUCUCGCCCAAAUCUAAAUAAAUUGUUGUUGUUGCCGUUGAUCGCGAUAUUGUGCCAGGACCUUGGCCAAAUGCCAAUAAAAUUUGCAAAGCUAUUAACCC